Messenger RNA from Closterium sp. Yama58-4, 1200 nucleotides. Lineage: Eukaryota; Viridiplantae; Streptophyta; Zygnematophyceae; Desmidiales; Closteriaceae. The record is from the annotation of a GenBank genome assembly.
AUGUCUAGGAGGCUGCUCCUAUCAGUGCUUCACCUGCUUUACAGAGGCUACCACGAGUUCAUCGUCCGUCCAGCCUUUGACCAGAUCACGGAUGUUAUUCUACUGCUUGAGGACGAUGACCGCAACACGAUGCGGCGUGACCGUGAGAAUCAGCGGGCACGGUGGGAUGCCCUCCUCGACUCCUUGCCUCAGCGCAUAUUCCAUGAAACGUUCAGAGUUAACCGGGCGGUGUUUGACUACCUAGUAGAGGCGUGGAUAACACGGAACGGAGACCGUCGACGAGUAGUGCCCAUCGAGACAGUGGUGGCUAUGACUCUAGUGUAUCUUGGCACGGGUGCCACCUUCCGUCAGGUGGGAUUGCAAUUUGGUGUUGUGCCUCAACAUGCCUUCCGCCUUAUCUACGGUUUCAUAGCGUUCCUUGUCAACGUGUUGGAGCCUCUGUGGGUUACACACCCCACCCUUGAGCAAUGUGAAGAAAUGGCGGCGGAGUUCACUUACGAGGGGGGGAUACCGGGUGUCAUUGGAGCAUUGGAUGGGACUUUUAUAGAAUGCAGGGGGUUCGGACGUGACAAAGAAGACUUCAAAAACAGAAAGGGUUUCUACUCUAUCCACCUACAGAUAGCAUGUGAUAGCAACGGCAUAAUCUGGGACUACAACGUCGGUUACCCCGGGAGUGUGAAUGACUCGCGGGUGUUCAACAACUCACCCCUCCGGGAGUGCAUGGAAGCAGGGGAUUUAGGCAACUACAUGCUGGUCAGCGACGCCGCGUACGCCUUGAAAAGCUACACAUGCGUCCCAUGGCGGGCUACUCCGGGAAGGGCUCUGCCAAGGGCGAAGGACAAAUGGAACACACAACAGUCAAGGCAACGGAUGGUGGUUGAACAAGUGAACGGGAGAUCGAAGGGGAAAUGGAGGAUCCUAGAUGCCCGUAUGGAGUGCCAUAGUGACCGCGUCCCGCAGGUCGUGAGCGCGUGCGUCGCGAUGCACAACAUAGAGCUCACGAUCGGUAGCCGCGAUCGACUUGGCCCACCAAACGAGCGGGAUCGUUGGUGGCUCGCGGGUCCCGCGUCACGGCUUCGACUUACCGGCGCCGAGGUCCGCGGGUUCACGCCUCGUCUUCGGAUGAAGAGGUGGACUGCGGCGAUCUACGCCUCCUACUGCGUCGCUCAUCCGCGAAGCCGCGAAGCACCUCCCGGGUAA